AUGUCGUAUCCACCCGUCCCUCUUCCAAAUGGCCAAAACUUUACAGCCACUCUGCACAGCACCACAUACCCCGCAAUUGACUCCGCGACGAAGUCCGACCAUAGCAAACACAUAGUCUUCAUAACAGGCGCUUCGAAAGGUGUCGGCAGAGCUACAGCUAUAUCAUUUGCGAAAGCUGGGGCUGAAGGGAUUGCUAUCGGUGCAAGAUCGGAUCUCUCCUCACUCGAGACAGAAAUUCAAGAGGCAGCACAGGCGGCAGGAAAGACCCCACCAAAAGUCUUGUUGAUUAAGCUUGACUUACUCAAUCACCAGAGUGUUAAAGACGCAGUCCAGGAGGUUGAGAGGACUCUCGGAAGAUUAGAUAUCUUGAUCAAUAAUGCGGGAUAUCUAGCCGCCAGUCAAUCAAUAAUUGACUCAGACCAUGAUGACUGGUGGCAGACAUUUGAAGUCAACAUACGUGGGGUUUAUUGGAUGACUCGUGGGUUUCUUCCCUUGAUGCUAAAGGGUGGACUCAAGACAAUCAUCAAUGUAGCCAGUACUGGAGCAAAUUCGUUGCGACCCGGAGCUAGCGGAUACCAUACCUCGAAGUUCGCAUUGUUGAGAUUGACAGAAUUCACAAUGACAGAGUAUGCAGAACAAGGAUUACUGGCAUAUUGCGUACAUCCUGGCGCAGUUAAUACAGAUAUGGCUAAGAAAUUACCAGAAUAUCUUCACAAAGUCUUGAGAGAUGAUCCGGCAGUUGCGGGUGAUUCGAUGUGCUUUUUAUCUCAAGAAAGAAGAGAAUGGUUAGCUGGCAGACAUCUCCGAUCCCAUCCUCGUCCUCUCACACGUACCUUCUCUGUCCUCCCACAUCUCUCAAGUCCGCCAUCUCAAACACGUCAACCACCGCCUGCGCCAGAUGCAGAAAGUGCAGCACUCAAGAGUGGCCAGCCGUCGACAUAUCUAGGGACUAAGAAACGUCUGCCCGAAUUCAACUUGGUCGAUAAAGUGGUAUGUGUUUCCGGGGCUGGCAGAGGAUUAGGAUUGGUACAGGCAGAAGCCUUAUUGGAGGCCGGUGCUAAAGUAUAUGCCCUUGACCGUCUCGAAACCCCCUCUCCUGAUUUCGAUCGCAUUGCACAGCGCGCGAAGGAAGAACUCGGUACAUCGCUUUCAUACCGCCGCAUCGACGUACGAGAUGUCGAGGGUCUGAAUUCUAUAAUUGAGGAGAUAGCUCAGAAAGAAGGACGAAUGGAUGGCCUAAUAGCAGCAGCUGGAAUCCAACAAGAAACUCCAGCUCUGGAAUACUCGGCUAAGGAUGUCGAUCUAAUGAUGAGUGUUAACGUAACCGGUGUUUUUAUGACAGCACAGGCAGUCGCAAAACAAAUGGUGAAAUUUGGUAACGGGGGAAGUAUAGUGCUUAUUGCCAGUAUGAGUGGAACUGUUGCCAAUCGAGGUCUCAUAUGCCCCGCUUACAACGCAUCGAAGUCCGCAGUUCUACAACUUGCACGAAAUUUGGCUAGUGAAUGGGGCGAACAUAGUAUUCGGGUCAACACCAUUUCUCCAGGAUAUAUAGUGACAGCUAUGGUGGAGGAGCUCUUCAAGAAAUUCCCAGAGAGAAGAACGGACUGGCCAAAACAGAAUAUGUUGGGCAGAUUGAGUGCUCCUGAGGAAUACAGAGGGGCGGCGGUGUUUUUGGUUAGCGAUGCUAGUAGCUUCAUGACUGGCGCGGAUCUGAGGAUGGAUGGGGGACAUUCGAGUUGGUAG
This is a messenger RNA of Botrytis fragariae, 1743 nucleotides long. Its product is annotated as putative short chain protein. Gene Ontology annotation, cellular component: intracellular anatomical structure. Lineage: Eukaryota; Fungi; Ascomycota; Leotiomycetes; Helotiales; Sclerotiniaceae. Gene Ontology annotation, molecular function: oxidoreductase activity, acting on NAD(P)H, oxygen as acceptor. The coding region runs from base 1 to 1743 and encodes 580 amino acids. The transcript is spliced from 7 exons. The record is from RefSeq and is a predicted model, not a curated record.